Molecule: messenger RNA, 10746 nt
Organism: Brienomyrus brachyistius
Lineage: Eukaryota; Metazoa; Chordata; Actinopteri; Osteoglossiformes; Mormyridae
Gene: usp24
Product: ubiquitin specific peptidase 24
Exons: 67
Coding region: 310-8199 (2629 amino acids)
Biological process (GO): protein deubiquitination
Cellular component (GO): nucleus; cytosol
Molecular function (GO): cysteine-type endopeptidase activity; protein binding; cysteine-type deubiquitinase activity
Source: RefSeq, a predicted model, not a curated record
AAUUUAGUUUGAUUAUACCGACAUUAUAAUUGUUAAUGCAUACUAACUGCGUGAAUUAACGGUGGCAACACUGACAACGUGUUGGUCUUAUCGUGCAUGCAUGUGGUUUCCCCAUAUUCACCCUUAAAAGGAGGUGGGUCGUAGGCAGCGCGUAGCGGGGGAAGGCAACGCCUGCUCGCUGCCGAAGGGCAGCCUAUCGCGACCGGGCGGAGGAGAGGGGCACGGACUGUAAACAUGGCGACGUGCUCGGGCAGGAGUGCGCGCUGUAAGCUGCUGCGCUAGCAAGCGAGGCGCCGACGAACGUGAACAAUGGAGACCGAGGAGGAGCAGCACAUGACCACACUGCUCUGCAUGGGCUUCCCGGACCCCGUCGCCAUCCGGAAGGCUCUUCGCUUGGCCAAAAAUGACAUUAACGAGGCGGUGGCUCUUCUGACGAACGAAAGCCCCGGACUCGGAUACGGCUACGAGCCGAUGGAGAGUGGCCCUGCCCCGGGGCCCGGAUCCGGUGGGGACGGAGAGAGUGGUGGCGGUCGCAGCGGGACCGGUACGGGAGGAUUUGACCCACCUCCCGCUUACCACGACGUGGUGGAGGGCGAACAAAGAAGUAACGAUGAAAAUGGCAACUGCUCGGAUGGGAACAUGGAGUUUCCAACCACCAACCUAUACGAGCUGGAGGGUCGCGUCUUCACCGACCACUGGUCCAUCCCCUAUAAGCGAGAGGAGUCACUGGGCAAGUGCCUCAUCGCUUCCACGUGCCUGGCCAGACUCGGUCUUGCUGAUGCCGAUGAAAAUUGCAAGAGAUUCAUGGACAGGUGCAUGCCAGAGGCCUUCAAAAAGCUGCUGACUUCUAGCGCUGUGCACAAGUGGGGCACAGAGAUUCACGAGGGCAUCUACAACAUGCUCAUGCUGCUGGUGGACCUGGUGGCGGAGAGGGUCAGGCAGGAACCCGUCCCCGUGGGGUUGAUGAGCGUCCUGACCAUGGCCUUUAACCCAGACAAUGAGUACCACUUCAAGAACCGUAUGAAAUCUUGUCAGAGGAACUGGCUCGAGGUGUUCGGUGAGGACAGCAUGUUUGCUGUCUCCCCCACAUCCAGCUACCAGAAGGAGCCGCAUGGCUGGCUAGUGGAUCUGGUCAACCGAUUUGGCGAGAUGGGAGGAUUCACUGCAAUCCAAGGCAGGCUGAAUGCUGAAGAGAUCGAAAUCGGGGAUGUGUCUGCCCUGGUCCAGCCCCUGGGCGUCUGUGCCGAGUACCUGAACUCCAACCUGGUGCAGCCCAUGCUGGAUCCCGUCAUCCACAAGAUGAUCACCUACGUGCAGAACCUGGAGGAGAAGGAUCUGAAAGACAAGCGCCUGGCCAGUAUCCCAGAGCUACUGUCGGCCAUCAAGCUGCUGUGCAUGCGCUUCCAGCGGGACCUGGUGACGGCUGUGGACGACCUGCGGCUGGACAUCCUGCUGCGCAUGCUGAAGACGCCUCACUUCAGCGCCAAGAUGAACUCGCUGAAGGAGGUGACGAAGCUGAUCGAGGAAAGCACUGUGUCCAAGACUGUGAAAAACGCCAUCGACUCAGACCGCCUGCUGGACUGGCUGGUGGAGAACUCAGUGCUGUCGAUAGCUCUGGAAGGGAACAUAGAUCAGGCGCAGUACUGCGAUCGCAUAAAGGGAAUCAUUGAACUCCUGGGAAGCAAGCUUUCCCUGGACGAGCUCUCCAAAAUCUGGAGGAUACAGGCCGGCCAGUCUUCCACAGUGAUUGAGAACAUCCAUACCAUAAUCGCAGCUGCAGCAGUGAAGUUUAACUCCGAUCAGCUUAACCACCUCUUUGUCCUUAUUCAGAAGAGCUGGGAGGUGGAGAGUGACCGGGUUCGACAGAAACUCCUCAGUCUAAUCGGCAGGAUUGGCCGGGAAGCUCGCUCAGAAGGCACGACAGGCAAAGUGUUGGAGGUGCUGUGGGAGCUGGCUCACCUCCCCACCCUGCCCACAGGCCUGGUGCAGCAGGCCCUGGAUGAGCAUCUAGCCAUCCUGAGCGACGCCUACGCGGUCAAGGAGACUGUGAAGAGGAGCUACAUCAUCAAGUGUAUUGAGGACGUCAAGAAGAUACAAUUACAAGAGGAAACAAAAUCUUCCAGUGAGUCUCAAAUCUCUUUUCGCACUGGUUCCUGGGGCAAGAAGAAGCCAGGCUCUGUGUUCAAAUCCUCCCAGCAGAGCAGCCCCCAGGUGGUAUGGGUGGUACCAGCCCUUCGGCAGCUCCAUGAGAUCACCCGUUCCUUCAUCAAGCAGACCUACCAGAAGCAGGACAAGAGCAUCAUCCAGGACCUGAAGAAGAACUUUGAGAUUGUCAAGCUGAUCACAGGGAGCCUGGUGUCCUGUCACCGCCUGGCUGUGUCUGUCGCCGGGCCUGGGGGACUGUCAGGAUCCACCUUGGUAGAUGGCAGAUACUCCUACCAGGAGUACCUGGAGGGACACCUGAGGUUCCUGGCUUUCUUCCUGCAGGAAGCCAGCCUGUACCUGGUGUGGAACCGUGCCAAGGAAGUGUGGGAGUGCCUGGUGACCAGCAUGGAUGUGUGCGAGCUGGACAGAGAGAUGUGCUUCGAUUGGUUCACCAAGGGCCAGCAUGACUUGGAGAGUGACGUGCAGCAGCAGCUUUUUAAGGAGAAGAUCCUUAAGCUGGACCCUUACGACAUCAGCAUGAACGGGUUUAAUCUCUUUAAGACAUUCUUCGAGAAUGUCAACCUGAGUGACCAUCGGCUGAAACGCCAGGGGACACAGCUGUUCGUGGAACGCCUGGAUCUCAUCGGGAUGGACUUCAUCUGGCGGAUGGCCAUGGAGUCCCCUAACGAAGACAUCGCCAAUGAGGCCAUCCAGCUUAUCAUCACGUACAGCUACAUUAACCUCAACCCCAAGAUGAAGAAGGAUUCUGUAUCCCUUCACAAGAAAUUCAUCGCUGACUGUUAUAAGAGGUUAGAGGCAGCCAGUUCAGCACUUGGGGGGCCGACGCUGACUCAUGCCGUUACCAGGGCAACCAAGAUGCUGACGGCAACGGCCAUGCCCACUGUCGCCACCUCUGUGCAGUCUCCUUCCAGGUCGUCAAAGCUGGUGAUCAUUGAAAGGUUACUGUUACUUGCAGAGCGAUAUGUUAUUACUAUCGAGGACCUAUAUUCAGUUCCUCGCACCAUUCUACCUCACGGAGCCUCGUUCAACGGGCACCCCGUCAUUCUCCACAUAACCUACGAAUCUACCAAAGACACCUUCACUCUGGAGGCGCAUAGCAACGAAACCAUUGGAAGCAUAAGGUGGAAGAUGGCUGAGCACCUGAACUGCCCUGUGGACAAUGUUCAGAUAUUUGCCAAUGAUAGCAUGCUCACCAUGAACCGGGACCAGAAGCUGCUGAACCAACUGGGCUUCUCUGACGAGCAGAGCCUGACGGUGAAGAGCUCGAGCACGGGCACCCCCUCGGGGAGCUCGGCCGACUCGUCUGCCAGCGCCAGCAGUGCCAGUAGCGGCGUCUUCAACUCGGCCUACGCCAUGGAGCAGGAGAAGUCUCUGCCAGGGGUAGUGAUGGCUUUGGUAUGCAACGUGUUUGAGAUGCUGUACCAGCUGGCCAACCUGGAGGAGCCCAGGAUAACCUUGCGGGUACGUAAGCUGCUGCUGUUGAUCCCUACGGAUCCCGAGGUUCAGGAUGCAUUGGACAACUUUGUGCCUAAAGAAUCCAGUCUCUGGAGCCACCAGAAAACCCUCUUUACAUUGGGCUCGGGGUCCCAAGCCUCCAAGUCCCCGUCUCUGUCCUCCAAACAGCAGCACCAGCAGAGCGCAGCCUCCAUCCUGGAGUCCCUGUUUCGCUCCUCUGCACCGGGAAUGUCCACCUUCAGGGUUCUGUACAACUUGGAGGUGCUGAGCUCCAAACUGAUGCCGACGUCUGAUGAUGAGAUGGCCAAGACCAGCGUCAAGUCCUUCUGCGAGAACUUCCUCAAAGCGGGAGGCCUCAGCCUGGUGGUGAACGUGAUGCAGAAAGACUCUAUACCAUCAGAGGUAGACUAUGAGACCAGACAGGGCGUUUAUUCCAUCUGCCUUCAGCUUGCACGGUUCCUCCUGGUUGGGCAGACCAUGCCUAGCAUCCUGGACGACGAGCUGGCCAAGGAGGGUCCGGAUGCGCUGUCGUCGCGGCCCUUCCGCAACGCGAGCCGGCAGGCCGGCCGGCAGCUGUCGCUGUGCGGCACCCCAGAGAAGGCCUCCUACCGGCAGGUGUCGCUGUCCGAGCGCUCGUCCAUCCGCGUGGAGGAGAUCAUCCCUGCUGCUCGUGUGGCCAUCCAGACCAUGGAGGUCAGUGACUUCACUUCCACGGUGGCCUGCUUCAUGCGGCUGACAUGGGCAGCGGCCGCUGGCCGCCUGGACCUGGUGGGCAGCAGCCAGCCAAUCAGGGAGACCGCCACCUCUCUGCAACCCGCAGGGAUCCGCAGCCGGCUUAGCAGCACAGGCAGCAACUGCAGCUCCAGCAGCGAAGGGGAAGUCACCAGCCUGCACGCCGGCAUCUGCGUCAAGCAGCCGUGCGUGUCCAUCAAAGACACCAUCAUCGCCCGGGAGGCGCUGUCGCUGCUUGUCACCUGCCUGCAGCUGCGCAGCCAGCAGCUCUGCUCCUUUUACACCUUACCCAGCGUGACUGACUUUAUCAUUGACCUGCUGCUCGGCUCCCCGAGUGGAGAGAUCCGGCGUGUGGCCUGUGACCAGCUCUACACGCUGAGCCAGAGUGACACCUCGGCCUACCCAGACCUGCAGAAGCCCAAUCUCUUUCUCCUGAACGUCAUCCUGACAGCUCAGCUGCCCCUGUGGUCCCCAACCAGCGUCAUGAGGGGCAUCAACCAGAGGUUACUGUCUCAGUGCACCGAGUACUUUGACCUGAGGUGCCAGCUUCUGGACGACCUGACUUCGACGGAGAUGGAGCAGCUACACAUCAGCCCAGCAGCCAUGCUGGAGGAUGAGAUUAACUGGCUGGACAACUUCGAGCCGAGCUGGACGGCGGAGCUGGAGACGAGUGCCGCCGACAACAUCCUGCUGGCAGGUCACCUGCGACUCAUCAAGACGCUGCUGUCGCUGUGCGGCACCGAGAAGGAGCAGCUGGGCUCCUCCCUGAUUCAGCAACUUUUAGACGACUUCCUCUUCCGAGCAUCACGCAUCAUCCUGAACAGCAACAACCCCGUGGGCUCCUCCGCUCCCAGCCAGGACUUCCACCCCAAGUGCAGCACGGCGAGCAGCCGGCUGGCUGCCUACGAGGUGCUGGUGAUGCUGGCAGACAGCUCCCUCACCAACCUACAGCUAAUCACCCGUGAGCUGCUCUCCAUGCACCACCAGUCCGACUCGUCGCUUAGCAAGGAGUUCGACUACCUUCCCCCAGUGGACAGCCGUUCCAUUUCUGGAUUCGUGGGUCUGAAGAAUGGAGGCGCCACCUGCUAUAUGAAUGCAGUCUUCCAGCAGCUCUACAUGCAGCCUGGACUGCCCGAGGCGUUCCUGUCUAUAGAGGAUGACACUGAGAACCCAGAGGAGAGUGUGUUCUAUCAGGUCCAGUCCCUGUUUGGGCAUCUCAUGGAGAGUAAGCUGCAGUACUAUGUCCCGGAGAAUUUCUGGAAGAUCUUCAAGAUGUGGAACAAAGAGUUGUAUGUGCGGGAGCAGCAGGAUGCUUACGAGUUCUUCACCAGCCUGGUGGACCAGCUGGACGAGCACCUCAAGAAAAUCGGCAGAGAGCAGAUCUUCAAGAACACCUUCCAGGGCGUCUUCUCCGACCAGAAGAUCUGUAAGGACUGUCCACACAGGUACGAGCGGGAGGAGACCUUCAUGGCCCUCAACCUGGGCGUGACGUCCUGCCAGAGUCUGGAGAUCUCGCUGGAUCAGUUUGUGCGUGGCGAGGUCCUCGAGGGCAGCAAUGCGUACUACUGCGAGAAGUGCAAGGAGAAGAGGACCACGGUAAAGCGAACUUGCAUCAAGUCCCUCCCCGGCGUGCUGGUCAUCCACCUUAUGCGCUUCGGCUUUGACUGGGAGAGCGGCCGCUCCAUCAAGUACGACGAGCAGAUCCGGUUCCCCUGGGUACUAAACAUGGAGCCCUACACUGUGUCCGGGACGGCACGUCAGGACUGCAGCGCCGACCACGGAGAGAAUGGGCGGUCCGGCGAGCCGGGCUUGGGGGGGUCACCCCGGAAGAAGGUCACCAUCUCGGAGAACUACGAGCUGGUGGGCGUGGUGGUGCACAGUGGGCAGGCCCAUGCUGGACACUACUACUCCUUCAUCAAGGACCGACGGGGCGCUGCUCGGGGCAAAUGGUACAAGUUCAACGACAACGUGGUGGAGGAAUUUGACAUGAACGACGAGACGCUGGAGUACGAGUGCUUCGGGGGCGAGUACAGGCCUAAGGUGUACGACCAGUCCAAUCCAUACCCCGAUGUCCGCAGACGUUACUGGAACGCAUACAUGCUCUUCUACCAGCGCAUCUCGGACCAGAACUCUCCCGUCUUGCCCAAGAAGAGCCGAGUCAGCGUGAUGAGGCAAGAGGCGGAGGACUUGUCCCUGUCAGCGCCGUCGUCACCCGAGAUCUCGCCCCAGUCCUCCCCACGCCCCCCCCGGGCCAACAACGACCGGCUGUCCCUGUUAACACGCCUGGUCAGGAAGGGAGAGAAGAAAGGCCUGUUUGUGGAGAAGAUGCCUGCUAGGAUCUACCAGAUGGUGAGGGAUGAGAACCUCAAGUUCAUGAAGAACCGGGACGUUUACAACAGCGACUACUUCAACUUUGCCCUCUCCCUGGCGUCUGUCAAUGCAACCAAAUUGAAGCACCCCUUGUAUCAAGAGAUGGCCAAGGUCAGCGUGCAGCUGGCCGUCAACUUCCUGUUUCAUACAUACCUUCGUACCAAGAAGAAGCUCAGGGUUGACACAGACGAGUGGAUAGCCACAGUUGAGGUGCUUCUGUCCAAGAGCAGCGAGGCCUGCCAGUGGAUGGUGCAGUACCUAGUGAGCCCAGAAGGACGUGAGAUCAGCAAGGUUUGCCUGCUGGAGUCCAGCGUGCGGGAGGUCCGUGUCGUGGUGGCCACAAUCCUGGAGAAGACACUGGAGAGCGCCCUCCACUUCCAGGACAAGGGCCUGGACGCGCUGCUGGAUGUGCUGCUGUCCCUGCUGGACAAGGACGUCCCAGAGAACUGCAAGAACUGCUCACAGUACUUCUCAUUGUUCAGUAACUUCUUACAGAGGGGUUACGGGCCGUGUCAGCUCCUGCUGAAGCAUGCUGCCUACCGCCGAAUGCUCGUCUUCCUGCUGGGGCCUCACAGGCAGAAUAACCAGAACCGGCGAUGGAGUUCUGCCCAGGCCCGUGAGUUCCUCCACCUCCAUAACUGCCUAGCCCUGCUGGUGCUCCACUCAGACGUUUCCAAACACAGGACAGUGGCCCCGGGUCCCCACAAGCUAUCUGCCAGCAGCGGCAUCUCCUGCCCCGGCCCCCUCCUGCCACUGCAUGCCGACAUCGAGGCACUGCUCUUCAAGCCGGAGGGGCAGCCCUAUCUGCUGGAGGUGAUGUUCGCCAUGCGUGAACUGUCCGGGCCGCUCUCCUUCCUCAUCGAGAUGAUCAUCUACUGCUGCUUCUGCAAUGAGCCCUUCUCUCUGGGCGUGCUGCAGUCGCUAAAGAAUCAGCUGGAGACGGCACCUCCCCACGAGCUGAAGAAUGUCUUCCAGAUGCUGCUGGAGAUCCUGAUGGUGGAGGACCCCCUGCAGUCACAGAGGCUCAAGUAUGCCUUCGAGUCUGAGAAAGGGCUUUUGGCUCUAAUGCACCAGAGUAACAACAUCGACAGCAGCCGCUGCUAUCAGUGCGUGAAGUUCCUAGUCACCCUUGCUCAAAAAUGUGCCCCAGCCAAGGAUUACUUCAAAGAGCUGUCGGGCCACUGGAGCUGGGCAGUGCAGUGGCUGCAGAAAAAGAUGUCAGAACACUACUGGACCCCCCAGAGCAACGUUUCAAAUGAAACAUCAACUGCCAAAACCUUCCAGCGCACAAUCUCAGCACAGGACACGCUGGCCUACGCCACAGCUCUCCUGAAUGAAAAGGAGCAGUCGGGCAGCAGCAAUGGCUCCGACGGCAGCCCCGCCAACGAGAACGCCGAGCGCAGCCUGAGACAGGGCUCAGAAUCUCCCAUGAUGUUAGGAGACUCCAAGAGUGACCUGGAAGAUGUGGACCCCUAAUAAUAAUAUCUACCAGCAAUGGGAGAGCGCCCCCUGCAGGAGGCACUUGGCAAUCCUGGUUGGACAAGAGGCAUCUUUAUACUGAGUUCAAGAAGACACAAGAGGGGUCUGUGUGGGAGUGACGUUACUGGUCAGGACGUUUCCUUCCCAUUGGGCGUUAGGAGACGCCACACCUGCAAAGGACCUCCCUUCUGGCUGUGGUCAGCAGGGGUUGCCCUGCUCAAAUACAGGAGUCACUGGCCUCAAAUUUAUAUAUAUAUUUUUUAUCUAAGCUGAUCAUCACUAAGGGGCUACAAAGUUUUAUUAUAUAAUAAAACAAUUCAUGGACUAAAUCCACCCAUGAGCAUAGAGGCAAGGUUUAAUUAGUUCAAAAAUCAAGUAUUGCGUUUAUUUUGUUUUUUUGUUUUUUGUUUUUUUUUUUAUUCCAUUAAACUUGGUAUUUGCCAAUGUAAUUAAAUGGUAGAUAUUCCAAAUGCUGUAAAGAUUUGUUCUAUAGCUCUAAUUUCAAAUGUUACAUAUUUUAAAGAUCCUAUUUUCUUCUGAGUUGAUUUAUGGGAAAAAAUACUUGUAUGAUCUUCUCCAGGAGGGACCCACCAAUGUUUGUGAAUGUUAAAACAAAUAUAAUUACUAAUCCUGUUCUUAUGCACUUUAAGGUCAAUUUUAGUCUAUAUCUGAUGAAAGCAACUUUGGCUGGUGUCCUUCUGGGAGUAAGAUGCCUUUUUUUAAUAUGGUUUAAUUUGUAUGAGGGCAGAGGCUUGCAAACAGAUUCGCUGUGUGAAAAACCCAGUUUCAGUGGGGAGGUGAUUGAGGUGCUAUAUUAACUUCAGGUGUUCUGGAACAUAAACUGUAAGUCAGUUGCCUGGCCGGGCUUCUGCUUCGGACGCGUUGAAUGUGUCUCGCAGAAACGCAAGAGAUCUUGGGAGCCUGGGUCGGCUUGGAGCCGGAUUGAACCCGGCGGACAGUCUGAAGGUGCGUAAAUGCAGCAGAGAGCAUCCGGUGGCCUGCGAAGAGGCGGCGUCACCCAACACGACAGCCGGUGUGGCGGCCGACUGCUGCAGCAUCCAUCACCCUUGUUUUUACUGUUGUGAUUUCAGUUAUGAAAUCUCCAGACUGCCUAUAGGAACUUUUUGUUUGCAAUGCCUUAUGGGAUUGGAGCAGGGUGUGCUUUUGGCGGUAGUCUAGCAUGAGAGAGCACAGAGGUCAUAGGUGCCAACGUAUUAGAGGUCCUCUACUCUCCAUAUGCAGUGUCCUCCCUCCCUAGCGUGUGCCUCACGCUAUGGACUCCCAUGCAGGUACCCUUCCCGUGUCUGUGUUUGCUGUGUCGUCUGGUAUGGAGAUCACGUGACUUUCCCAAGGGAUACCCAGGCUAUGGAGUGGCCAGUGGCAGCCCGCCUCUCCCUCGGGUCCCUUUACCCCUCAAGAGAUGCAGGGGCUUUUCACACGGCCUGCCCGUCACCGUCGGAAGGAUGUUCAGAGGGAGGUCCAUGUGCUGAGCCUACAUGGUUAGUGUGCGCUGCCAGGUUUAGUGUGUUAAUGUUGCAGCUUCAUCUGCCUUAUCUUCACACCUAUGUGCACAAAGUUGAAGGGAGAGAGACGGAAAGAGAGAACCUUUUUCUUUAUUAGUUUAUUUUUUGCUUGGAACCCACUGAACAGAUCUUUCACCUUAGCCUUCCUGACAGUAAGAAGGCUUGGUGAUGUAAUCUCCCCUCCCUUUGGUCGUCAUUAGUGCUGAAAAGCACAGCAGGGAGAAUGAGUGACACAUGUGGGGGUUCCUGGGGUACCCUUCGGCAGUAUCACAGCUGUCUGUGAUUGGUGUUUUUUUAGCAAAGGAAGGCGGGACCUGGUCGCCUUUUAAUAUUGAAGCUACCCAUAAGGUGGCUCAGGCCGCACAUGUGGAACGGCUCAGCGCCUUCAGAGGAAUCGUAACCUGCUGCUCCUUCUGUCAGGGACAGCAGUGGGGUGAUUGAUGCACUGAACUAUAUGAACAUUGAAAAGGGAUGUAAGCAUUUAAUUCUGCUGAUGUUAAGUGUUAUGUUAUGGAAGCAGCUGUAUAGGGGGUGGCUACCCACUACACUUGGAUGCCUGUGGCUUGAAUUCACCUCAUGACUGUAAGUGAGUCUCUCUCGCUCUCUCUCCCUCUCAAACUGAAUGUUUUCUGAAUUAUUUUUAUUUUUUUUUAUUUUUUUUUUUUGCUUAUGCCUUUGUGUGUAAUUGUGGUUUCCAGAGCUUCACCUCUUAAACAUCAGUUUAUUGGUAAACCUAGUGAGGAAUCUGUGGGAAACCAUCUUGAUAUGCAACUUUAAAAAAAAAAAAAACUCCAGUUCCCUCAUUGCACAGUGUACCUGAUAGAAUAGUAACGCGAUUACAGCUGACGGUGAGCGUGUGAACAGGGCAGAUGAUGUCCCAGCUCAUCACUCCGUAUCCCUUCUGUAUAAGGCGCUGAUGUUAACACACUUUUCCCCCUCCCUCUGACACCUUUCGUUUCCAGAGGAUUUAUCUGGAUGACAAGCUGAUGUGUUUAGAAAAAUAAAACGUGCAAUCGGAAAA